Messenger RNA from Esox lucius (northern pike), 1738 nucleotides. Its product is annotated as retinol dehydrogenase 12-like. The record is from RefSeq and is a predicted model, not a curated record. Lineage: Eukaryota; Metazoa; Chordata; Actinopteri; Esociformes; Esocidae. The transcript is spliced from 8 exons. Bases 301 to 1197 code for a protein of 298 amino acids.
GGCGUGGAUUUUAGUAUCUCCUCAUUAUUUAUCUCUGGUGUAAAAUACAUUUGUUUUGGCAGAUUACUACGAUUUACUGUAAAAUUGGAUAUUUUUGGUUUCAUUGCGGUUAAUUAUUUGAAUGAAUGAUAUUACGGUUAAGAAUUAGGAAUUGUAUCGCCACUUCAGAAAAUGCCUUUUGGUCCCAGAUUUCAGAACAGCGUUGAUGUCUUCCUCACAAGCAAAUGACCCCCUACAGAGCUUUAUGGGAAUAACACUUUUGACCAAAAUUUCAGAAACAUCUAUUCCUAAGUUCACAAAAUGUUAGCUCACAGAAAUCUCUUCCGGAGGCCAUGGUCUUCUGAUGUCCGCCUUGAUGACAAAACCGUGGUCAUAACUGGAGCCAACACUGGUAUUGGAAAAGAGACUGCGCUGGACCUGGCAAAGAGAGGAGCCAGGGUCAUCAUGGCCUGCAGAGACAUGGAGAAAGCAGAAGGGGCCCUGAAAGAAGUCAUAGACGGCUCAGGCAACCAAAACGUUGUCAUCAAGAAACUGGAUUUGUCAGACACAAAGUCUGUCCGGGAGUUUGCUGAGACCAUCAACAAGGAAGAGCCAAGGCUCAACAUCCUAAUCAACAAUGCUGGCGUCAUGGUGUGUCCAUAUGGGAAGACGGUGGACGGAUUUGAAAUGCAGAUCGGUGUGAACCACAUGGGUCAUUUCCUGUUGACACACUUGUUGAUCGACCUGAUCAAAAGUUCGACCCCGGCCAGAAUCAUCAACGUCUCCUCUAUGGCCCACUCCUGGGGUACGAUCAACCUGGACGACAUCAACAGUGAGAAGGGCUAUGACAAGAUUAAAGCGUACAACCAGAGCAAGCUAGCUAACAUCCUCUUCACCCGAUCCCUGGCGAAAAGGCUACAAGGUACAGGCGUGACGGCUUACUCCCUCCAUCCCGGCGUGGUCCAGACCGACCUGUGGAGACACGUCAAUGGAGCCCAGGCGGCUUUCAUGAAGAUGAUCAGCCCCUUCACCAAGACCUCCGCCAAGGGAGCCCAGACCUCCAUCUACUGUGCUGUGGCCCCCGAACUAGAGACCGAGAGUGGCGGCUACUACAGUGACUGCGCGCCGGCCAGCUGUUCGAGGGCUGCUUCAGAUGAUGACAUGGCACAGAAACUCUGGGAGCUGAGCUGCCAGAUGCUGUCUGUUUCGUGGGAUUGAAUACCUCAGAAGUAAUGCAUAGUGUGUGGUCUAUAUAUGGGCACUGAAAAGUGAAAAGUUAUUGUCAUGCUAUAACAUACAUACUUACAAUGUUGGAUAUUAUCAGACAGUUUUGAAGAGUCAAUAAGUAAACAUGACAUGGUAUUUACCCACUCCGUAUUUCAUUGGGACAUUCUAAUGUCCCCUUUCCACUGUAGCUCUGCAUAUACAGUUUUCUAUGUUUUAACAUUUUUUUCUAAUGAACAUUAGUUUUUGAUAAUAAUAGUAUACAUUUUUUAUAUACUUCUUUUAGAUACUUCUACAUACCAAACAAUAUCUUCAGCAUCUCUAAGAUUAUUGAAAUGUUCUUUCACCAUUUACAUUUUUGUUCUCUUUCCUGAAGUUUUAUUUAUUACCGUCUGUUGUCUGCAGUGAUAAGAUCUGGUCUGUAUGUAUGGGGGGCUUUCUGUUUUAUUAUUUUACUAAAGACAUUUUUCAAUCUGCUACACACAGACGAUUGAACACAUCAACAAACAAAAAAUAAAUACAUUUGAUUAAAUUA